This is a messenger RNA of Wickerhamiella sorbophila, 3393 nucleotides long. RefSeq names its product Carbamoyl-phosphate synthase arginine-specific large chain. NCBI's taxonomy places the organism in Eukaryota, Fungi, Ascomycota, Dipodascomycetes, Dipodascales, Trichomonascaceae. The coding region runs from base 1 to 3393 and encodes 1130 amino acids. The record is from RefSeq and is a predicted model, not a curated record. Gene Ontology annotation, biological process: 'de novo' pyrimidine nucleobase biosynthetic process; L-citrulline biosynthetic process; UTP biosynthetic process. Gene Ontology annotation, cellular component: cytosol; cytoplasm. The transcript has a single exon. Gene Ontology annotation, molecular function: aspartate carbamoyltransferase activity; metal ion binding; dihydroorotase activity.
AUGAUUUCCCGCCCUUUUGUGGCCCUGAUUCGGGCUACAAGGAACAGUCCUUGCAAAGGCAGAUUAUUUGCGCCGGCUACCAAGAACGUUUGCUUUGCGUAUUCUACGACCGCACAGCGUAAAGAGUAUGUUGGCGCAGGCAUUCUCAACCCGAACAAGUCCGAGCUUGUUGAUGUAUCCAAAGUGCUGAUUAUUGGCUCUGGCGGCCUGUCCAUUGGCCAGGCUGGUGAAUUUGACUACUCCGGUUCCCAGGCUAUCAAGGCUCUCAAAGAGGCCAAGAAGCAGACCAUUCUCGUCAACCCGAACAUUGCAACCAACCAGACCAGCCAUGCUCUGGCUGACGAGGUCUAUUUUGCUCCUGUCACCCCUGAGUAUGUUUCGUACAUUAUUGAGCGCGAGCGUCCCGAUGGAAUUCUGCUUACUUUCGGUGGCCAGACUGGCUUGAAUGUCGGUAUCGCUCUCGACAAGAUGGGUGUUCUGGACCGCUUCAAUGUCAAGGUCUUGGGUACUCCCAUCUCCACUUUGGAGACCUCCGAGGACCGUGACUUGUUUGCUCAGGCUCUGAAGGAGAUCGAUAUUCCUAUCGCUCAGUCUGUCGCUGUUGACAACGUCGAUGACGCCCUGGCUGCCGCCGAGGAAGUUGGCUACCCCAUCAUCGUCCGCUCUGCUUUCGCUUUGGGUGGUCUUGGUUCUGGUUUCGCCAACAACCGCGAUGAGUUGCGCAACUUGGCUUCUCAGUCUUUGUCUUUGUCCCCCCAGAUCCUUGUCGAGAAAUCUCUCAAGGGCUGGAAAGAGGUCGAGUAUGAGGUCGUCCGUGACAAGGAGGGUAACUGUAUCACCGUCUGCAACAUGGAGAACUUCGAUCCCCUGGGUGUUCACACUGGUGACUCGAUUGUCGUUGCUCCCUCUCAGACCCUCAGUGAUGAGGAAUACCACAUGCUCCGCAGCGCUGCGAUCAAGAUCAUUCGUCACCUCGGCGUCGUGGGUGAAUGCAACGUUCAAUAUGCCCUGCAGCCCGACGGACUCGACUAUCGUGUGAUCGAGGUCAACGCCCGUCUGUCCCGUUCCUCCGCUCUGGCUUCCAAAGCCACUGGUUAUCCUCUUGCCUACACUGCCGCUAAGAUCGCGUUGGGUCAUACUCUGCCUGAGUUGCCUAACGCCGUCACCAAGACCACCUCUGCCAACUUCGAGCCCUCUUUGGACUACAUUGUCACCAAGAUCCCUCGUUGGGAUCUGUCCAAGUUCCGUCAUGUGAAGCGUGACAUUGGUUCCAGUAUGAAAUCUGUCGGUGAAGUCAUGGCUAUUGGCCGCACUUUUGAGGAGUCUUUCCAGAAAGCUAUCCGCAUGGUUGAUCCCUCCAUGGUUGGCCUCCAAGGUGCUGAUUUCGGUGAGGAACUCGAUGAUGUGCUCAGAAACCCUACUGACCGCCGCUGGCUGGCGGUUGGCCAGGCCCUGUUGCACGAAAACUACUCUGUCGACCGUGUCCACGAGUUGAGUAAGAUCGACAAGUGGUUCCUUUACAAGAUUAUGAACAUUGUCAACAUGCAAAAGGACCUUGAGUCUCUCGGCUCCCUGGCCGCUGUAGACCGCGAGACGCUGUUGCAGGCUAAGCAGCUUGGUUUCAGCGACAAACAGAUUGCUCUUGCCACCAAAUCUACUGAGAUUGAGGCCCGUGCCCAUCGCCUCUCUUUCAACAUUCGCCCCUGGGUUAAAAAGAUUGAUACCUUGGCUGCCGAGUUUCCGGCUGACACUAAUUACCUCUACACUACUUACAACGGCAGCAAGCACGAUGUUGAGUUUGGCGACCAUGGUACCAUGGUUCUGGGCUCUGGUGUGUACCGUAUCGGCUCUUCUGUUGAGUUCGAUUGGUGCGCUGUUUCCACUGCCCGUGCUCUGCGUGAGAACGGCAUCAAGACUAUCAUGGUUAACUACAACCCCGAGACAGUAUCCACUGACUUUGACGAGGUCGACCGUCUGUACUUUGAGGAGCUCAGCUACGAGCGCGUCAUGGACAUUUACGAGCUCGAGGCGGCUAGCGGUGUGAUUGUCUCUGUCGGUGGCCAGCUGCCUCAGAACAUUGCAUUGCAGCUGCAGGAAUCCGGCCACGCCAACGUUUUGGGUACCGACCCUCGCAACAUUGACAAAGCCGAGGACCGUCACAAGUUCUCUCAAAUUCUGGACUCUAUCGGCGUGGACCAGCCCCGCUGGAAGGAGCUGUCCUCCAUUGCCGAGGCCAAGGAAUUUGCCAACGAAGUUACCUACCCUGUCCUUGUUCGUCCCUCUUAUGUUCUUUCCGGUGCUGCCAUGUCUGUCAUCCGCUCUGAAGAGGAGCUGGAGUCCAAACUAACCAACGCUGCCGCAGUUUCUCCCGACCACCCUGUUGUCAUUACCAAGUUCAUUGAAGGUGCUGAGGAGAUUGAUAUUGACGGUGUUGCCCACAAGGGUAAACUGCUUGUUCACGCUAUUUGCGAGCACGCUGAGAACGCCGGUGUUCACAGUGGUGAUGCCACUUUGAUUCUGCCUCCUCAGGAUCUCGAUGACAACACAUUGGCUCGUCUCAAGGAGAUCGCCGAGAAGGUUGCCGCCGCCUGGGAGAUCACCGGUCCCUUCAACAUGCAGGUGAUCAAGCAGGGUGAUGCUCUCAAGGUCAUUGAGUGCAACAUUCGUGCUUCUCGUUCGUUCCCCUUCGUUUCCAAGGUUCUUGGCACCAACUUCAUUGACGUGUCCACCAAGGCUCUUUUGGAUAAGGAUGUUCCUGCUCCUGUUGACCUUCUUGCCGAGAAGCGCAACUACGUUGCUACCAAGGUUCCUCAGUUCUCUUUCACUCGUCUGGCAGGUGCUGAUCCCUUCCUUGGUGUCGAGAUGGCGUCCACCGGUGAGGUUGCCUGCUUUGGUUCCGACUUGCUCGAGGCCUACUGGGCAUCUCUUCAGGCAACCAUGAACUUCAAGCUGCCCAAACCCCCCAGCAGCCUGUUGGUUGGCGGUGAUGUCCAUGCUGCUUUCCUAGGUGACGUCGUCGAGAUCUUGUCCAAGCUGGGCUUUAAGAUUCUUGUCGCCAAGCCCGAGGUCAAGGAGUACCUUGACAAAAAGGGAAUUUCCACUGAACUCAUUGAGCUGAUCAAGAACGACAAGCGCAAGCUUGGUGAGCAGUUCAAGGCGCACGACAUUCGCGGCGUCAUCAACCUUGCUCGCGCCCGUGCUGAGGACUUGAGCGACGAGGACUACAUUAUGCGCCGCAACGCCAUCGAUUUCGGCCUACCGCUUUUCAACGAGCCCAAGACCGCCAUGCUUUUCGCCCGCACUCUUGAGGCCAAACUGCCGACUCUCGGCUCUGGCAAGAUCCCUCCCGAGAUCAAGCGCUGGAGCGAAUUUUUGGGAGGCAAGCCCGUUUAG